This is a messenger RNA of Hyphopichia burtonii NRRL Y-1933, 408 nucleotides long. RefSeq lists its product as uncharacterized. The record is from RefSeq and is a predicted model, not a curated record. Lineage: Eukaryota; Fungi; Ascomycota; Pichiomycetes; Serinales; Debaryomycetaceae. The transcript has a single exon. Bases 13 to 396 code for a protein of 127 amino acids.
ACGAGUUUAGAUAUGAUUAGAAGGGUAUUAGGCAGAAGAAUUGCUAUAGCCAGACAAGCACCAAGAGGAGUAUAUAGAAUAGAGCCUAUAAGGGCGUUUGGGUUUGGCAAAGGAGCAUCUGAUGAAGAAAGGGUUGCAGAAGUAGUUAGUAAAAUCAGAGAUAGUUCUGAACUCAAGGCACAAUUGAGAGAGUUUCAAACAUUAUUGAGUGAAAAGGGGUUUGAUUUCAGUUCAGGGAAACCACCAUCGAUAAUGCAAAUGGUUAAGCUUAUAUCGCAUGACGAUGUUAAGGAUAAAAUCAAGGGACUUAAAGAUACUUUAGAAAAAGAAGGGAUUGAACUUACACCAUCUGAUCUCACUGCAUUCAUGAGUCUUCCAAAUGCCGAUAAGAAAUAGAAUAGAUACGUA